This is a messenger RNA of Larimichthys crocea (large yellow croaker), 2566 nucleotides long. It is a transcript of the gene cyp1a, whose product is annotated as cytochrome P450, family 1, subfamily A. Gene Ontology annotation, biological process: hormone biosynthetic process; progesterone metabolic process. Lineage: Eukaryota; Metazoa; Chordata; Actinopteri; Sciaenidae. Gene Ontology annotation, molecular function: heme binding; steroid 17-alpha-monooxygenase activity; iron ion binding. The record is from RefSeq and is marked provisional.
GGACAUCAAGAGAGUAAACUCGGACAAUAACUUUCCACUUUCCACAACGAUAUUUUUUACUAUUACUAUUUACUUUCUCGUGUCUGCUACAAAGUGCUUGUGGAACCGCAGCAUUGUUCCUAUUUAACCACUCGACUAAGGUUGCGCCGAAGCCAGAAAAAAAGGAGUUGUCAUCAUGGUGCUAAUGAUACUGCCAUUCAUUGGAUCAGUGUCCGUAUCUGAGGGUUUGGUGGCCAUAACAGUGUUGUGUCUGGUCUACCUGGCUCUCAGAUUUUUUCAUACUGAGAUUCCUGAGGGGCUUCGUCGACUGCCUGGACCAAAGCCCUUUCCUCUCAUCGGGAAUGUGCUGGAGGUGGGCAGCAAACCUUACUUGAGUCUCACUGCCAUGAGCAAGCGUUAUGGUGAUGUCUUCCAGAUCCAGAUUGGCAUGCGUCCCGUAAUUGUGCUGAGUGGCAGUGACACAGUUCGACAGGCUCUCAUCAAGCAGGGGGAAGAGUUUGCAGGCAGACCUGACCUGUACAGCUUUAGGUUCAUCAACGAUGGCAAGAGUCUGGCCUUCAGUACAGACCAGGCCGGCGUCUGGCGUGCUCGCAGGAAGCUGGCCUACAGUGCCCUUCGCUCCUUCUCCAGCCUGGACGGCACAACCCCAGAGUACUCCUGCAUGCUGGAAGAACACAUUUGUAAAGAGGGAGAAUAUCUGAUCAAACAGCUCAACAAUGUCAUGAAGGCUGACGGCAGCUUCGACCCCUUCCGACACAUUGUUGUCUCUGUUGCUAAUGUGAUCUGUGGAAUGUGCUUUGGCCGACGCUAUGACCACAAUGACCAGGAGCUUCUCAGCUUGGUGAACCUUAGUGACGAAUUUGGUCGGGUGGUGGGCAGCGGUAACCCUGCAGACUUCAUCCCUGUUCUUCAAUACCUGCCCAGCUCAACAAUGAAGUCUUUCAUGAGUAUCAAUGCCCGUUUCAGUGCAUUUGUGCAAAAGAUCGUCAUUGAGCACUAUGCCACCUACAACAAGGACAACAUUCGUGACAUCACUGAUUCCCUCAUUGAUCACUGUGAGGACAGGAAGCUGGAUGAGAACUCCAAUGUCCAGAUGUCAGAUGAGAAGAUUGUAGGAAUUGUCAAUGACCUGUUUGGAGCUGGUUUUGACACCAUCUCCACUGCCCUGUCUUGGUCAGUGAUGUACUUGGUGGCUCACCCAGAGAUGCAGGAAAGGCUUCAUCAAGAACUGAAGGACGCAGUGGGUCUGGAUCGCACUCCUCGUCUCUCUGACAGACCCAACUUACCCUUUCUGGAUGCUUUCAUCCUGGAGCUCUUUCGACAUUCUUCAUUCCUGCCCUUCACCAUCCCUCACUGCACAUCAAAAAACACAUCGCUAAAUGGAUACUUCAUUCCCAAAGACACAUGUGUCUUCAUCAAUCAGUGGCAGAUGAACCAUGAUCCAGAGAUUUGGAAAGAUCCAUCUUCCUUCAACCCAGAUCGCUUCCUGAGUGCUGAUGGCACUGCUGUCAACAAGAUGGAAGGGGAGAAGGUAAUGCUAUUUGGCAUGGGAAAGCGCCGCUGCAUCGGCGAGGUCAUUGCACGAAAUGAAGUCUACCUCUUCUUGGCAAUCCUCGCCCAGAAGUUGCAAUUCCAGGCAAAGCCUGGACAGCCACUGGACAUGACACCAGAAUACGGCCUCACAAUGAAGCACAAACGCUGCCACCUGAGAGCCACAAUGCGAGUGAGAAAUAAGCAGUGAAGCUAUUCAGAAUGUACAAUGUAUGACUCACUAAAGUGGUAUAAGUUGACUCUAACAAUGCAAGAGUCAGUGAAAGAAGCAUCUUUCUUAGAAUGUAAGGCACCGGAUGCCUAAUUUGAUUCACAGACGUAAUGGCAUUGAAGCAAAUCAGUGAAUGUUGCUCGUUGCGGAUUGUCAGAGAUGACUAUGUCUGUGUGAACAUAUCUCUGUCAUGUUUUUGAUUCUUUAUGAGAUCUUCCUGCACAUGAUCAGUGCUUCUUAGUGAAGUAUGAGAGAGAUACUUGGUUCUCCUGUGUUGUGUAGUAAACUAAACUGUUCCCAUUAAGAAGUUAUAAAUUACCAUGUUCAUCUUUGGGGCAAACAGUAUGUUUUACUGGAUAGGCAUUAUGAUUUAGACCACUGCAAUAUAUUUUUCUUCUGUGACACAGGACUCAGAACUGAACAGAUAAUACAUUUUGAUACCAUUUAUACUUGUAAGGUAAAUAUUUUUAUUCCAUAAUAUAAUGUGGAUGUAAGACACUGAAGCUAUAUUUGUAUCCCAAAAUGUGAUUUUGUGUGUAUAUAUCAAGUUCUUUGUAUUUUUUAAAGCCAUUUUCAUGUGCCUAGCGUUUGUAUAUAUCUGAGGUGAAAUAGUUUUGCUGUUUAUUUGCAUGGAAUAUAAACGCACGAAAAAAAAAAAGAGCUCCAGUGAGUUUUUGGAAUAUAUUGGAAGGCUAUACAAUUUUGUAUUUCUAUAUGUAAUGUAUAAAUGAUUGUAUAACAUGUACGGGUGUGUGAUCGGUGCAUCCUUUAAUCAGCCACACAAAUAAAAUUAAAUAUGCUGUA